This is a messenger RNA of Paramisgurnus dabryanus, 746 nucleotides long. RefSeq lists its product as uncharacterized. The record is from RefSeq and is a predicted model, not a curated record. NCBI's taxonomy places the organism in Eukaryota, Metazoa, Chordata, Actinopteri, Cypriniformes, Cobitidae.
AUUAUUGCUGCCAUGACAUUAAUUUGUCAUGAAUUCACAUUUCCUAAAAAAACAAAUUGUUCUGUUUUGUCUUCAGGUUUUACAGUGGUCUUGGUGAUUCUCAUUGAGGGAGCGUCAGUGAAAGUUCAUCCAGGAGGAAACAUUACUCUCCACUGUACCAUUAAAGAUGAUAGAGAGAUCAGCUGGAUUAUUACAAAUGGAAACCAAACAUUUGUUAGAAUACUGAGGAUAGAACAUUUGUAUGGAGAUAAACAUAAACCAGAUCCAUCCUUUACUCACCCAGACUAUGAAGGGAGGAUUAUAGCAGUUAGUUCUCUCACACACACUCACUCACUUAUUCUGAUGAACAUCACCAGCAAUGAUCUGAUGCUUUACUGCUGCACUGACUGUAAACAUGAACAAACUUACUGUACAAAACUGGACUUUGAAGGUGAUGAGAGCGCUGAAGAUGUAGAGCACCGGGACACUGAAGACAUCAUUCACGAUUCCUUUAUCAGUCCAUUGCUGCCUGUACUCUGUGUGCUGAUAUCACUGUUACUAUUGGCAAAUAUCUGUCUGUGCUGGACAGGAAAAAGAUUGAAAACAGGUUGUGCGAGAACCAGUGACACAGUCAGGAGUCACAAUACUGUACAGAAUGAAAAACACUUGAAUGAUAUUAAGAAGACACAAGAUGACUGGACUCUGGCUGAGGUUCUGUAUGCACAAAUAUAAAUCAUUAUUCCAGCUAUAUACAUCUGAGAUUAUAC